Messenger RNA from Peromyscus maniculatus bairdii (prairie deer mouse), 2417 nucleotides. The record is from RefSeq and is a predicted model, not a curated record. Lineage: Eukaryota; Metazoa; Chordata; Mammalia; Rodentia; Cricetidae.
AUGACCUUCAUUUUCACAGCCCUGCUCUGUCUGGGACUGACUCUGGGCCUCAGGACACCAGUGCUGGCAGGGGGCAUACCUAAGCCUAUCCUCACAGUUCAGCCAGACUCUGUGGUCUACAAGCAGACUAAAGUGACCUUCUUGUGUAAGGGGACCAGAGUAGCCAAACAGUACAUACUGUAUAAAGAGGGACUCCAUUAUCUACCGAGCACAGAGAUUCCACAGAAGCCUAAGAAGAAGGCAGAAUUCUCAAUCCCAAAAAUAGACGCCAAUCAAGCAGGGAGAUAUCAAUGUCGAUAUCAGACUCAAGAUGGAUGGUCACAGUUCAGUGACUCCCUGGAGCUGGUGGUGACAGGAGCACACAGUAAACCCAGCCUGUCAGCCCUGCCCAGUCCUGUGGUGUCUGAGGGAGGACAUGUAACCCUCCAGUGUGUCUCAAAACAACGAUACCACAGGUUCAUUCUGACUGGGAAAGGAACACGGAAUAUCUCACAAAUGCUGGAUUCAGAGUAUAACUACUCUACUCAGCACUACAAGGCCCUGUACUCUGUGGGCCCUGUGACCUCCAGCCAAAGGUGGACAUUCAGAUGCUACAGCAAUGACCAGAGAAGCCCACUGGUGUGGUCAGAACCCAGCAACCCACUGGAGCUCCUCUUCUCAGGGACCCUCCACAAACCCUACAUUAAGGCUGAGCCAGCCUCUGUGGUCACCUCAGGGAGUGCUGUGUCCAUCUGGUGUGAGGGGAACCUUGAUGCAGAAAUAUAUGUUCUGCAUAAAGAGGGAAGCAAAAAACACUUAGGCACACGGUCCCCAGAGAAGCCUGGGAACAAGGCCAAGUUCUCCAUCCCUUCUGUGACACAGGAACAUGGAGGACAAUAUCGCUGUUACUGUUACAGCUCAGCUGGCUGGUCAGAGCCCAGUGACACCCUGGAGAUUGUGGUGACAGGAAUCUACAACAACAAAACCAGCCUGACAGCCCUUCCCAGCCCUGUGGUGACUUUUGGAGAGAACAUGACUCUCAACUGUGUCUCUAAGAAGGGAUAUGACAAGUUCACUCUCACCAAGAAAGGUCAGAAGUUCCUCAGCUCUCAGAACUCACAGUUUAUACCCAGUAUCACUCAGUACCAAGCCUUGUUCUCUAUCGAUCAUGUAACACCAGAUCACAGAGGGACAUUCAGAUGUUAUGGUUACUACAACCAAACUCCACAUUUGUGGUCAGUACCCAGUGAAGCCCUGGAAAUACACAUCUCAGGUCUGUCCAAGAAGCCCAACUUGCUGACUUACCAAGGCCAGAUUCUGGACCCUGGGAAGAGCCUCACCCUGCAGUGUUGCUCUGACAUCAACUAUGACAGAUUUGCUCUGUACAAGUUAGGGGGAGCUGACUUCACCCAGAAUGGGGGCCAGUGGACCCAGAGUGGCCUCUCCUUGGCCAACUUCACAGUGGGCCCUGUGAGCAGCUCUAUCGCAGGCCAAUACAGAUGCUAUGGUGCACACAACCUCUCCUCUGAGUGGUCAGCCUCCAGUGACCCCCUGGACAUCAUGAUCACAGGACAGCGUCCCUUCAGUCCUUCACUCUCAGUGAAGCCUAACUCCACAGUACACUCUGGAGACAACGUGACUCUCAUGUGUCAGUCAACAUUCAAAGUGGACACUUUCAUUCUGUCCAAAGAGGGAGCAGCUCACCAACCCCAGAGACUAAAAUCAAAGUCUGAAGCUUGGGACUUCCAGGCAGAAUUCUCCAUGAGUGCUGUGAUGUCUGACCUUUCAGGCACCUACAGGUGCUAUGGAUCUCAAGACUCAUCUCCUUACCUGUUGUCAUAUGCCAGUGGCCCUGUGGAGCUCACUGUCUCAGGUAAGGUGACCCUGAACUCUCAGACCCCCAGCCCAACACCCUCAAAGUCCAUGCCAACGGCUGGACUGGAAGGGUACCUGAAGGCUCUGGUCGGAGUCUCUGUGGCCUUCUUCCUGUUCCUCUUCAUCCUCAUCUUCCUCCUUCUCCGACGAAGGCAUCAGGGAAAAUUCAGGAAGGAUGCCCAGAAAAAUACAGAAUUGCAAAUUCCUACAGGAGCUUCAGAGCCAAUAACCAGAGACAGGGUCUCUGAGAAGAGAUCCAAUCCAGCUGCUGCCACCCAGGAAGAAAGCCUUUGUGAGAUAAAGAGGGUCCUGGGGAGGGAGAUGUCUGAGGACUCAGCAUUGCAGGGGUGGUGGAGAGGCUCUGGGGUCUUUGCUAUUUGGGUCUGAACUUCUCACUAUAGACCCUGGAUAUCACAACACUCCCUGAUUCUCUGUCCCCACCUGGGACAAUACAGAAAACUAAGGGUCAGAGUCAUCCCUAGACUCUGCUCAGGAGACAUUCUGUUUGUUCUUCUGACAGACGCUUCAGUGGAGGACACACAGCGUGAGGAUGGCGCCAAGCU